Molecule: messenger RNA, 1847 nt
Organism: Anopheles nili
Lineage: Eukaryota; Metazoa; Arthropoda; Insecta; Diptera; Culicidae
Gene: Dus3
Product: tRNA-dihydrouridine(47) synthase [NAD(P)(+)]-like
Exons: 4
Coding region: 1-1830 (609 amino acids)
Biological process (GO): tRNA processing
Molecular function (GO): metal ion binding; flavin adenine dinucleotide binding; tRNA dihydrouridine synthase activity
Source: RefSeq, a predicted model, not a curated record
AUGGACGAUGGGAUAUGUCAUAUAAAAGCAGAGUACCUUAUACCACGCGUUGUGGAAAAACCGACGGUGGAUGUAGACAAACCAUCCCAGCCAGAUGAGCAAGCCAAUGGAAAUGGCAUUCCGGCGGAGAAGGACUUGAACGAACCCCCGGAAAAGAAGGGCCGUAUCGAGAGCGACGUUCAGGAGCCGCGAGAGAAGAAAAAGAAGAACCGUGGGCAGAACAAAUCGCGCGCCCUUCCGUUCAAAGAGGACGACGCACUGAGACUCUGCAAGUCCUUGCUGGAUGGUAACUUGGGGGAUGCAGGGAAAAAAUGCUCGAACGCAAAUUGCCGCUUCUCACAUGACCUCGACAAGUUUCUGCAACUGAAACCGAAGGACAUCGAUGGUAGUUGCUACAUCUAUUCGAUCAAGGGCUACUGUAACUUUGGUGUAACAUGUCGGUUCGCGGGGACUCAUUUGGACGAAGAUAAUAGGAAUAUUUACCCGAAGGACUACAAACCUGAAUCUAAUAUGCUCGUAUCCACCUGGCUUAAUACCGAUCUUCAACACAUUCUCCGAAAGAGAAAGUAUAAUUUUAACAAAUCCACUAAAAUCGUCAAUAAAUUUGAAAAACUUCAGCAAGCGGAAAAAGGCGAAAAGACAAAACCCACAGAUGAACCGGUUGCUGAAGGUGAAAAGGCCACCGUUCCACAGGAGGAAAGUAAACCGGCCGGAACGGUCACGGAUGAGGACGUGAUAAAACUACGAAACCCCGAGCGGAAGCGUAUCGUCUUCCGGGACAAGCUUUACCUUAGCCCGCUGACUACGGUGGGAAACCUACCAUUCCGCCGGGUCUGCAAAGAGUUUGGCGUCGAUGUAACGUGCGGCGAGAUGGCCUGUGCCAUUCCGAUCAUAAACGGCGCCAUCCAAGAGUGGGCACUCACGAAACGCCAUUCGAGCGAGGAUCUGUUUGGGGUGCAACUGUGCGGGCACAAUUCGAAGCUAGUCACAUACGCGGCGCAAAUCAUCGCCGAAAAAGCGGACGUGGAUUUCAUCGAUCUAAAUACGGGUUGUCCGAUCGAUCUUAUCUUCAACCAGGGCGGAGGUAGUGCGCUUUUGCGGCGCCAAAACGUGCUCCAGGUGAUGGUGCAGAGUUGUGCACGCGUUUUGGCCGAUUACGGGAAGGAGUUCACCGUAAAGACACGCAUCGGCAUUCACAAUAACAAGCUGAUCGCGCAAGAGAUGGUGCCGAAGUUCGAGGAUUGGGGCGCGAGCUUGAUCACGAUCCACGGUCGCACCAAGGAGCAGCGCUACACCAAGCGAGCCGAUUGGGAAUAUCUACAGCAGUGUGCGGUUCAGGCCCAAAGCGUUCCCGUAUUCGGUAAUGGGGACAUCUUUUGCUACAACGACUACGAAACCAUCCGAGAGAAGUGUCCCAACAUAGCCGGAGUUAUGGUGGGUCGCGGUGCGCUCAUUAAACCCUGGGUGUUCGAAGAGAUUAAGGAGCGGAAAACGCUCGAUCCUUCGAGUGGUCAACGGUUCGAUAUGCUGAAGCGAUUCGUCAACUACGGGCUGGAGCAUUGGGGAAGUGACACCAAGGGUGUAGAAACGACGCGUCGCUUCCUGCUCGAAUGGCAAUCGUUCUUGUAUCGGUACGUACCGUACGGUUUGUUGGAAAGGCCACCGCAACGUAUCAAUGAGCGACCUGAAGCAUACCGUGGCCGGGAUGAUCUGGAAACGCUGAUGGCUUCCCCAAACUGCAACGAUUGGGUAAAACUAAGCGAAAUGCUUCUCGGUCCCGUUCCGGAAGGAUUCAAUUUUGUACCGAAACAUAAGGCAAACGCCUACUAAUAAUUCGGUGGAUGGUG